AUGCGAGCGCUGUUCGACGCCAUCAACCAAAAGAAGAAGCAGGUAGACGCUCUCAAAAAAGAAAACCAGCCGUGGAUACGGAAGGCUGACGAAAUCAUAUCGGAGAAGAAGAGAGCGGAGGAAGACAUACACCAAGGGCUACAGCGUAAAAAAGGACGCGUAGAGAAACAGAUAGAGCAACUUAGCGCCAUCUACUCUGAUAGUGGUAAUAAGGGGACGAAGAACAACGGCCAAGAUGCAGUGGAAGAGGCAAAAGAGGUCCCGGAUGCCGAAAUAAUCAAGCAUCUGAGGAGUCAUAUGCAGCCGGCGGUGCUUUUUGGGGAGACUAAAGAGCAGAGGUUCAAACGGCUGUACGAAGUGCAACUGAAGAACAACAUCACCAAACACAACCAAAAUGUGUUCGUAGAGACCAUAAUUGGGCGGAAACAGCGCACAGCGUCGAGCGUAGACACGCAUGACGAUGACACGAUAUUUGAGGAAUGUGACGCCAUACCAGAAGGCACUAAGCAUCGCAGGAUCGGAGGGUGGAUUGCAAAAAUGUUAAAGCAAUGGCAACAGGAGGUCGUUGCACAGCGAGAAGAGCACCUACAGCAGGGGAAUAUCGCAGAAGCGAAGCGUCGGGAUGCUAUGCUAGCGCAAACGAAAAAGGACCUGCAGCCGCUGGUGCGACUACUCAAGACCCAGACACUUGAGGAAGACACACUCAACAAAAUACACAAAGUGGUUGAGUGCUGUGAAAAGGGUGAGUAUAAGGAGGCGCAUGAUGCGUAUAUGAUCCUGGCCAUCGGGAACGCCGCGUGGCCCAUGGGAGUCACUAUGGUGGGAAUCCAUGAACGCGCUGGGCGCUCAAAAAUUUGUACCUCGGAGGUAGCCCAUAUACUGAACGACGAGACCACCCGAAAGUACAUUCAAAUGAUCAAGCGGCUGCUCUCGUUCGAUCAGAAGACAGCGCCAGUGGACCCAUCCAAACUGGUGCAGAUAUCUACAUCGCAUAUAUAG
This is a messenger RNA of Babesia ovata, 999 nucleotides long. Its product is annotated as pre-mRNA splicing factor. Bases 1 to 999 code for a protein of 332 amino acids. Gene Ontology annotation, biological process: generation of catalytic spliceosome for second transesterification step; RNA splicing. Gene Ontology annotation, cellular component: U4/U6 x U5 tri-snRNP complex; U2-type post-spliceosomal complex; U5 snRNP. The record is from RefSeq and is a predicted model, not a curated record. The transcript is spliced from 8 exons. NCBI's taxonomy places the organism in Eukaryota, Apicomplexa, Aconoidasida, Piroplasmida, Babesiidae.